This is a messenger RNA of Solanum dulcamara, 2622 nucleotides long. RefSeq names its product CRS2-associated factor 1, chloroplastic. Lineage: Eukaryota; Viridiplantae; Streptophyta; Magnoliopsida; Solanales; Solanaceae. The record is from RefSeq and is a predicted model, not a curated record. The transcript is spliced from 5 exons. Gene Ontology annotation, molecular function: RNA binding. Gene Ontology annotation, biological process: Group II intron splicing. Bases 138 to 2471 code for a protein of 777 amino acids.
CCCUCUCUUAUCAACAUAACAGAUUUUAUUUUUCCAUUCCCAAUUUAAAAAUAUCCAGAAAAAUAGUAUUCCCAAAUUCUCCUUCAGGUGUGAGCAUUUUUGAAUGCCUUCAUCUUCUUCUAGCAAAACGUAGUGAAAUGGGUUCAACAACCCUAGUCCGAUUCUCAAUUUUCUCACCACCAGCUCCACCACACAGCCACCUUCCGGCGACUGAAGUCCGCUUCUCAAGGUGGAACAACGCCAACGCCGAAAAAUUCAUCCGCCAUGAACGAACUCAGGAGGAAAUCGAAGAUGAAAUCCGCUUCCAUAAACGCUUCGAUUCUGUACUCAACAUUGCCAAUAAUUACAAUCCUGCCCCUCCAUCACCAAUCACUGAGAAAACCUUCAAAUCCGUUGGCACUCCUUCAACUCCCUCUUCACCUUCCAUCCCUGGGAAAAAAUCCAAGUAUUCCAGAAAUUUCCAGAACAACCCUCGUCAAAUACAUCCGGCAUUUAAACCUUUCGUUAGACCCCGGAAGAUUCCAGAUGAAACUCGAAAGCAUAAUAAUGGUUGUUCUGAUGAAACAGCAGGAAAAUCAGCUAUGGAUAUCAAAGUUGAUGAAAAUGGGGUAUGUUAUGAAUUUCCAGAAGCCCCGUUUGUGUAUCAAUAUAGUUAUACUGAAACACCAAAAUUGAAGCCUAAUAAGUUGCGUGAACCGUUAGUCUCACCAUUUGGACCGGAGUCAAUGCGGAGGCCGUGGACAGGUCGGAAACCGUUGCCACCGAGCAAGAAGAAGCUUCCAGAAUUUGAUUCAUUCCAGCUGCCUCCCCCCCAUAAGAAAGGGGUCAAGCCAGUUCAGGCUCCUGGACCAUUCUUGGCUGGUUCUGGGCCGAAGUAUGUUAAGUCUAGAGAGGAGGUAUUGGGAGAGCCAUUGACGAAAGAGGAGAUGAUGGAGCUUAUAAAUAGUUGUAAGAAAACAACACGGCAAUUGAAUAUAGGACGAGAUGGCUUAACACAUAACAUGUUAGAGAACAUCCAUGCUCAUUGGAAGCGAAAAAGAUUGUGCAAGAUAAAAUGCAAGGGUGUGUGUACUGUGGACAUGGACAAUGUCUGUGACAAGUUAGAGGAGAAGACAGGUGGGAAAAUUAUCUAUCAUAAAGGUGGUUUGAUAUACCUUUUCCGUGGUCGAAACUACAACUACAAGACUCGGCCAUGCUUUCCUCUCAUGUUAUGGCGGCCUGUAACUCCUGUCUACCCAAGGUUGGUUCAACGAGUUCCAGAGGGUCUGACUUUAGAGGAAGCAACUGAAAUGCGCAAAAAAGGACGCAAUCUGAUACCUAUCUGCAAGCUUGCCAAAAAUGGGGUGUAUUGUGACCUCGCAAAGAAUGUCAGAGAAGCAUUUGAAGCUUGUGAAUUGGUGUGUAUAAAUUGUCAAGGAUUGAAUCCAAGCGACUAUAGGAAGAUAGGUGCCAAGCUUAAGGAUCUUGUCCCAUGUGUGUUAAUCUCUUUUGAGCAAGAGCACAUACUCAUGUGGAGGGGACGGGAUUGGGUGUCCUCUCUACCAGAAGACAGAGCCAAUCCUGAGAGUAGGAAGGGUUCGGAAUCUGAUAAUGCUGCUAAUACUAACCAAUCCUUUGAAGGCCAAGUGGUUGCAUCUACUUCUGGAAGUUCAAGCUUACCAAUUACAGAAAUGAAUACUUGGAAUCUCAGUCCUAAAACUUCACCUCUGGGUGAGGAAGAUGCAGAGUAUGUUAGAAACGAUGGAACAAAGGAAGAUAGGUCGGAGGAUCACUAUCUGGAAUCUUCCAAUAAGGUUCCUUUAGAUGUUUGUUCAGUUACAACGAUGGGGAUAAGUGAAAGAGAAAUCCCUCUGGUAUAUGCAGGAGAUACAGGUGACAAUUUUAGAAUUCUGAGCGACUGCCGUGAAUGCAAAACAAGGUUGGAUGAUUCAGUGGUGGAUCCAGAAAAUGAGUUGGGGAGCGCUUCAGAUGAUGUAGAAAACAAGUCUGAUUCCUCAUCUUUGGUUCCCUUGACUGGUUACAAGGUGCAUUCUCUAUUGGUAGAUACAAAUCAAAACUGUCAGCUGGUAAGCUCAAUCACGCCAUGGACGGAAGGAAUUUUACUACGUAGGAAGCAGGCGAUUGAAAGUGGGAGUGCAGUUCUAUUAGAUGAUUCUAGUAUUGAUGCUGACAUUGUCUAUCAAAGGGCAGUUGCGCUCUCUAAAUCUGCCCCACCUGGACCAGUUUUUCAGCAUCAGCCUAAGAAAGUGUCAGUGAAAAGACGCGGGGGAGAAGAAACCGGUGAUUUGGAGGUAGGAUGCACCAAAGAUACUCCAGCUUCUUCGAGAAAAGAAACUGUUGUUUCAGGUAAUAAGGUCACUUCAACAAUGAGUACAAGAAAGGAGAAGUUGAAGGGUAUUAGAGAAGAUUAUCUGAAUGUAGUACAAAAAGGAAGCUUAGGAGUAGACGAGCUUGCCAAAUUACUAGCGUAGCUUUAUGAAUGAAUAACAAUGUUUCAACAAUCAAGUCAAUUAUUCUUUUCUACAAUGUCAAUAUGUCAUGGUAUGUUUUUUUGUAAUUUACCUGUAUACGUCAAUGUACUUUUUUCCUUUUUGUUCAUUUAUUCACGUUGGUUCUCUUUAA